AACGUGUAUAAAGUUGCCGUUCGCUGAGACACCCACAAAAAACGUUGAAACUUCCUCUUAUAAAGAAGAUUGCGGCAAAUUCCUACGGUUUUAAUAUCACGUGUAAAGUGAAAUUUAAUUGAUCAAUAAUAUUCCGGAAAUUCGUGUGUUUUUUAAACACAGAAAAAUGAAGCCAGUUUUAUUUCUAUUUUUGGCAAUUGCUGGUUAUUGCAGUGUUUCUGCUUUGAAAGAAGGAGAUUGUGAAGUUUGUGUGGCCACCUUGAACAAAUUCGCAGCAACGUUGACAGAUGAGGAUAAAAAAGAUCCAAAAACGAUUGAAACGAGAUUCAAAAGUUUCUGUAAAGGAAGCAAAUCAAAAGAAAAUAGAUUCUGUUACUACCUCGGAGGGCUUGCAGAAUCUGCGACUGGAACUUUGGGAGAAAUUAGCAAACCUCUUUCUUGGUCAAUGCCAGGAGAUAAAAUCUGCGAGAAACUUAAAAAGAAGGAUGCGCAGAUCUGUGAUUUGAGAUUCGAGAAACAAAUAGACCUAGACACCGUCGACCUGAAAAAACUGAAGGUUCGUGACCUGAAGAAAGUGUUGAACGACUGGGACGAGACUUGUGAUGGCUGUAUCGAAAAAUCCGACUUUAUUCAACGAAUCGAAGAGCUCAAGCCUAAAUAUUCAAGAAGCCCAAAGACCGAGCUUUGAGCGGAAUUUGGCUCUAUAGACUGAAUAUCCAAAAAAUGUCGUCAUUAGCUCAGUUGGGAUCUUUCGAGGUUUCAAUUCGCAGAGAAUUUGUGUGCAUAAUUCUUAGGUCUGUAAAUAAUUCUGUGCGCGUUUGUGCAUUUUAGAGGAUAGACCCGGACUAUGUUUAUUCAUUUAUUUAAUUGUUUAUUUAUUUUCUGGCGAUGAAUUCGCCAUUCAAUCAAGUUUCCAUUCCAAAAAUCAGCGGUGAUAAAUAUUUCAAUAGUUUUAAUAUUUUCAAUUGGACUUUAAAUCUGAAUUUGAGUUUAGCUUUCACGAGAAGAAUUUUUUAAAAUGAAAUUGUGUGUUUUAAAAUAUCAGCUAAAAAUUGAAGUUUUGUUAUCAUUUGAGAAAAGUGUAAUUUGCAGGUUUUUUUUCUCGAUAGUUAUAAAAAUGUGUGCUGCUCUUUGGCAGAGUGUGUGAUUUAACUCCGUGAAACGGCCAGAUUGUAAUAUACAAAAUGCCAAAUCUAGAUUGUUAAAAUAAUUGCAUAUAGUUAUCAUUAAUUGUAAGCAAUCAUUGUGAGACACUCCUGUUUUUCCUAGAGUCAAUGCAAUCGACGAGAAAGCAGGAUGCAAUAAUUUUAACGAAACUGUUUUUUAAAUAAAAUUUAUUCUUCUUUUAUUAAU
Belonocnema kinseyi is the source of this 1353-nucleotide messenger RNA. RefSeq names its product mesencephalic astrocyte-derived neurotrophic factor homolog (gene Manf). Gene Ontology annotation, molecular function: calcium ion binding. The transcript has 5 exons. Bases 167 to 688 code for a protein of 173 amino acids. Gene Ontology annotation, cellular component: endoplasmic reticulum. NCBI's taxonomy places the organism in Eukaryota, Metazoa, Arthropoda, Insecta, Hymenoptera, Cynipidae. The record is from RefSeq and is a predicted model, not a curated record. Gene Ontology annotation, biological process: neuron projection development; dopaminergic neuron differentiation.